UAAAAUAGGAUAGUAACAACGGCUUGUCGAAGUUUACAUAAAAGUGAAUUUUAUUAUACUUCAGUAUUAAUAAACUAUUUGUCUCGUCAUUGUGUGAUUUAAGUGGAAAUGUGCCAAGUUAUUAAACUGUUAGCUAUAAUUAGGACCUAACCUAACUAUAAUUUGGACUUAAUUAAUUACUAAAGUUUUACAUGUUCAGUGCAAAUAAUUAUUUUUUAAAUGUGGCUCAUAAUAUGGCAUUUGGAAUUUUGUAUUUUUUUAACUAGGCCUAUUAUACAUAUUCUGUACUAGAACAAUCUUGUUGAAUUGUUUGGAUUUAAACUUGUUGUCAGCAAACUCUUACAGUCAUGAAUUUAGGAGGUACUGUCCAUCUAAACAGGAUGGGCAUUUGUGUUGUAUUUUUUUGUUUUCUCAUUGUAGCUUUAUACAUGACGAGAGAUGUUCAUGAAGAAGAACCAAAAAAACUACCAUCGUACAAUGUAAAACAAUUGUUGAUAGCUGCCAUAGAACUUGCAGAGAAAGGUGGAGUUGAGGUAUUCAAUGUUAGAAAAAGUGCUGAUUUGAAAAUACAAAGUAAAGGUAAAACCUUAGAAGGAGCAAAUAACCCAGUAACUGAUGCUGAUUAUCAUUCACAUUGUGUAAUGUAUUUUGGAUUGAAAAAGCUUUUUCCUUUAGUGAAGAUUAUUUCAGAAGAAGAAGUUUUGGAAUCAAAAUGUGGCCAAUUGUCUUCCCCGUCUCUUACAAUGAAGGUGGAACCUAAUGGUAACCUAGACAAUUUAAUAGAUGAAGAACUUCCAAUAAAAGAUUUGACUAUUUGGAUCGAUCCCUUAGAUGCUACUCAAGAAUUCACAGAAAACCUACUGGAGUACGUGACGACACUGAUUUGUGUGGCAUACAAAGGUCGUCCAUUGGUGGGAGUCGUGCAUCGGCCUUUUGCCCAAGAGAAGACAACCUCGUGGGCGUGGGUCGGUCGUGGAAUGUCAUCUGACCUUGCAUCUUAUCAAAAUGUGGAGAGUUCUCCUACAGUGGUGGUUUCCCGUUCACAUUCUGGCUCCAUAGAGGACAUAGUGCACAAAGCUCUUGGCACCGACACUCCGAUAGUCAAGGCAGGAGGAGCUGGAUACAAAGUGCUCCAAGUCGUCAGUGGCAACGCUAGCGCCUACGUCCACGCAACAGCCAUUAAAAAGUGGGACAUAUGUGCGGGAAAUGCAAUACUGUCGGCAGUGGGCGGCGCUAUGACCACGCUCACUAAUGAGGAAAUAGACUACUCUCCGCCCAAAGGACCUCUGAACAGGGACGGACUGCUGGCUACCCGACACGACCAUUCUCAGUACGCCUUGCGCUUCCACCAGGCGUUGCAAAGAGACAUGCACCUGUAAACUGCAGCGAGGCAAUUUGAUUGCUCUGGUUGAUCAAAGUGUUCGAAUGGAUAGUUUAUUGAAUUUGGUAUUUCCCUGUACCUGCUUAGCAGCUGAAAUGUAUUCUAUCGAUUGUGAUAAACAUUGUGAAGCUACAGGAACUGAACACUUUGAAUUUGGAAUGCAUUAGUGAAUUACAGGGGACUUCUAGGGAUUUGGCGUAUUUAAAAUCUAUGGAAAUUUUCUUUUUUACAAUACAAGUUCUUUUAGACUAGGAUAGGAAAAAGAACAGAACAAAUUAGAAAUAUAUAACCCACAACUUGUUCACAUUGUUUAAAAAGAAGCUAGUACCGGUGCAAUAUAGUUAUUUUCCAAAUUUUGCUAAGAAUAUUUUCUAAUGCAGUGUAAAAUAUUUCAACUACUUUACAAAAAAAAUAUAUAUAAAACUCACCAAAACGUCCUGCAACACAAUAAUUAACAUUUACUAUCCUAGGAGAUCCCUCAAAAGAUUUACAAAAUUAAAUGCUUAAGAAAUUUUUUAUUUUGCAAUUUCCAAUGCACAGGAUGGUCAUCAUAGUCUUAAGUCGACAAAAUGUUUAGCAGUCAGAGUAAAAUUGAUAGCACAAACUUUAGGCUAUCAACACUAAAUUUAAUUUUAAUUAAUUAAUUGUUGAGUUUGUCGUUCUGGUUGUGAGGACAGUUUCUAAAACAAUAAGUCUGGCUGAAAUGCAAUCUUUUAGGUUAUAUUUUAAAAUUUCAAUGCAAAGUUAAUUUAAACAAUUUCAGAUGGUGUUUUAAAGUAACAACAAUUAACUUUCUCUGAUUAUUACCAUUAAAUCCAAUUAACUGUGGGUAUAAACCGACUUGUAAAAAUUUAAAAUGACACAGUUCCAAGUAAUCGGUUAUCAUGGGGGUUUUUACCAUUCAAAUAUGCUGUUCACUUCAUCUAGUAUUCCACUCAAGUUUCACAAUAGGCACUUACUUAUCUGUAUUAUUUUUAUCUAACUAACUCAUAAUGUUUAAGGUGGUAAACCUUAGAAUUUUUCCCAGUUUAGAAGUCAAUUACGCCUGCUGUAAAUAUUGUAAAAAUUGAAGCAUCAAGUAACAGUAACAUAAAACUAAAAUACAAAUGUUUUUUUUUCAAAUUUAAGUAGGCUAUCCCUAGAAAACUAGUCUUCCACUUUUGAUUUGAAUUAGUUUUUUUUCUUCACAGAAAAUAAGGAUUGUUACUUGCAGUUGCAGACUCAUAAACAAAUAAUAUAUGAACCUGGUAUGCUAUACCGAGUAGUUUUAUACUUGUAAAUAAUUGUUACUACGAUUAAGUUUAAUGAGACAUUUUACCAAGUAGGCUAAGUUGUAAAUAACAAUUGAAGUGUUACGUCUUUUAAUGUUGUAUGUAAACCGUUAAAAUUGUCUUAAGCUAUUCAAUUUAAAAAGUUAUAAUUGCAAAUAAAAAUAAAUGGGCUGCCAUGCUCAGGGCUAAUUUUAAACUUGUCUUAAAAAAGGUUUUGGGUUUUUGUUAUGAAGUUUGUGUGAUUUUGUUUUUUAUAGUUUAUUUCAUAAUUUAAGUUACGAGUAGUAUUACUAUGGUGCUUUAUUAAUUUAAUUACAUGAACAAAGACAUAAAUCCUUCAAAUCAAGCUUUCUAGGGAAAUAAUCUUGAAUAACCAAAGCAUUUUCUCCUAUUUCAAAUUCAAGUAAUAUGAUAUUCAAGAAAUAUGUAAAUUUGUGUUAUUUUUUAUUUGUGGACCCAAUUUCAAGAACUAUUUUAAUCAAGUUUACCUUAAUAGUUGUUUCAGUUCUUGAAUGCAGAUUGAGAUCCAUGCACAUUUUGCUGUGCGGUGAAUGAUUUUUGAUUUUCAGGGUCUUCUCGUUUUUAUUGGUAUAAGAAGUCAAAGUCAAAUAAAUCUUUAUUCAAACAUACAACAAUGUGUACAUGAAUGCGUCUUAAUCUUAAACUAUAACUAAUACUAAAACCAUUUUCCUGAUCCAUUUUAUUUUUUUUACAUAUUUACAUUUUUAUUUACAUAUUUGAACAUAGUGCAGUAAAUUCUUCAAAAUUAUAAAACUCUCCACUAAUUAGAAAAUUCUUAAGCCUUUUUUUGAACUUAUUUCCGUUUUCCUCAUUUCUGAUGCUACAAGGGAGGGAAUGAAAAAAUUUAACCCCAAUAUAAUCAGGGCUUUCUUUAAAUUUUUCUUUUUUAUGCUUUUUAAUUAUAAAAUUUUGUUUGUGUCUAGUAUUGUAAGUAUGUACAUCUUGCUGUCUUUGCAGUUGCGACUCCCGGCUUUUAACAUAUAAUAUAGUCUUAUAUAUGUAGAGGCUGUAAACUGUAAAGAAUUCUAAUUCUUUGAAACGAUUUUUACAUGAUUCAUUUUCAUUUAAAUUAAGGAUGCACCUUAUGGCCUCUUUUUGUAAAUGUAAAAUUUCAUUUAAGUUAUAUUUAUUCGUUCCACCAUAAAUUUCAAUGCCAUAAGCAAUAUGGGAGUGUAUAUUUGAAUAAUAAACCACACGCAAAAUUUCUUUACUGCAAAGGGGAUAUAGUCGUCUUAAAGUAAAAAUACCGGAGCUAAUUUUAUUGCAUAUUUUAUUGACAUGUGAGGUCCACUUUAGUGUACUGUCCAAGGUUAGACCUAAAAAUUUGGUUUCACAUGCAAAAUUUUCAAAUAUCUUUUCGCCAGACUUUUUACAUUCAAAUUUGAUAAAGGUUGUUUUGUUUUCAUUAAGUAAAAGGUUUUUUUCAUUUAGGUAAUCUCCAAUUAUUUUGAGCGAAUCUUUCAUUUUUAUUUCAAGAAGUUCAAUAUUCUUUUCAUGUAUAGACAUACUUAUGUCAUCUGCAUACAAGCAGAGGGCAUUGUUUUCUACCCGUUCAGAUAAAUGUUUUGGCAUCCCUCCCAAGUAGCACAGGAACAGGAAUGGACCCAACACAGAUCCCUGAGGAACAGAAUACUUAACUUCCCUAACAUUAGAUCUAACAUUGUACAUCUUAUUUCCAUCUAAAUACCCAAUGUUAACAAACUGUUGGCGGCCCUCUAAAUAAGAUUUUAUCCAGUCCAGUUCUUUACCACAAAUUCCAUAUGCUCUGAGUUUUUGCAGUAACUUUAAAUGAUUCACGCUAUCAAAAGCCUUAGACAUAUCUAAAAAGGCGCCAACAACAUAAUUGUCCUCAUCCAACUUAUGUAAUACAUUUUCAAUAUAAGAAAUUAGAGCUGUAGUAGUAGAUUUAUUUUUUCUAUAUCCAUGCUGUUCUUGAUCUAAUAAGUGGUUAUUUUCAAAAUAAUCUACUAGUUGAAAAAGUAAACUUUUUUCAAAUAGCUUUGAUAGAGCAGGUUGAAUUGCCAAUGGUCUAUAGUUUUGCGGAUCGUUUUUAUCACCUUUUUUAUAUACUGGAAUUAUUUUUGAUAUUUUUAGUUGAGCGGGAAAAACGCCUGUUAUUAGUGAUGUAUUAAUCACAUGUAAAAGUGGCUUUAACAAAACAGAUUUUGAUUCUUUAAUAAUUUUGAUUGGAAUUUCAUCAUAACCGGAUGACCAUUUAGGUUUUAUUGAAUCAAUUAUGGAUGUCAAAAUUGAUUCAUCGAUGGUUUGACACCUAAAUUUUAUGUUUAAAAUACUUUGAUCAGAAUGUUGUUGGGUUUUCUUUAAUUUUGGUAAAACAUUUUUGUCAACCAUCUCAGCAAAAUUAUCAUUUAAGAUGUUUGCGACAGCAUAUGGUUCUUCUAUUUUUUUGCCGUUAUGUUUGAGUGAAAUAUUACUAUGACUUCUUUCUUUUUUACUUUUUGUUUCAGUGUUCACAAUUUUCCAAACAGUUUUGUUAACAUUGGUAGAAUUUCUAAUUUUAUUGUCAAAAUGGGUUUUUUUCUUAAGUUCUAUCAUAUUUUUGUAUCUCUUCUUGUGUUCCUUAAUAUAAUUCUUCAAUGCUAUGUUACUUCUAUCAUCUCUAUAUAAGUCAUGUUCUGCAAUUAUUUCAUGACGCUCAUUGAUAAUUUCAUCAUCAAUCCAUCCAUUAUUUACAUUACUGGAAACUAUUUUUGUUUUAGGGAAAUGUAAAUUGAAGUAAUAUUUUAAAAUGUUAUAGAAAUAAGUAAAUUUGUCUUCCACAUUACAGUUAUAAAGUUUUGUCCAAUCCUCUUUGGAAAGGUCAUAAAUGAAAAGGUUAAUGCUCUCUUGUUUAUACCUCCUUUCAUACUUAUGUAUUUUAAGAUUUAAAUUGUUAUUUGUACUUUUUGAACUGAGGAUUUUAAAAAGUUGUCCAUCAUGAUCUGACAAUGCUGUAAUUAAACAUUCUACUUCAAAAAAAUUGUUAUCUAAAUUAGUAAUAAAAUUAUCAAUGGCAGAUAAACUCUUUUCAGCAACUCUAGUUGGAAUUUUAAUUGUAUAUUUAAAACCAUGCAUCUGCAAAACAUUAACAAACUUCUUUUUCUUAUUGUCUUCCCUCAAAACAUCAAUAUUAAAAUCACCCCCCAAUAAAAUUUUUUUGUCAGUUUUACUUAAAAUUUUCAAAAGUUCACUUAGUUUUUCCAAAUAUAUAUCAACGUCUUGUGAUGGUGUUCUAUAUACCCCAGCCACUAAAAAUUUUUCUUUGCCUGCUUUAAUUUCUGUUACACAAGAUUCAAAGAUUUUAUCUUGAUUAAGCGCCUGUAAUGAACUUAGUAUUAUAUUUUUGAAUUCAAUUUUUUCUGACACCAAAAUUAAUACCCCCCCUCCCCCGAAAUCUGUUCUAGUGUACCAGGUCGAAACUUGAUACCCUGGUAUUUUGAGUUUUGUUAUUUCAUGUUGGUUUAAUUUAUGUUCAGUCAAAAUUAUAAUAUGUGGCUUUAAUUCUUCAAUUGUGAUAAUUAAUGAGUCAAUUCUAGUUGCUAGACAUUGUAUGUUUUGAUGGAAGACAGAUAUACUACAUGAUUUCUUAUCAUUAUUGAUCCUAGAAGUUAAUUCUAAAGAUUUAGGUACUACACUCACUUUGCUACCAGGCAUGGCCAUGCCUGGGAGUUUAAAAAGUGACUUGGAAAGAAGACCUUGGAGAUGCACUAAACCAACGGUGAAAUGUACAUGGAUCUCAACUACAAUCUAGAACUAUGACAACCAUUAAGGUAUAUUCAAUUGUAAACAAUGUAGGUUUCAGAAUACUGUUCAAAAAUGCAAUCGGAUUCUUCAAAUUAAAUAUUUUUUAUUAUUAAAACUUGAGCGUUCACCUUGUGUGUUGUGAUUGGGCUGAUACUUAAAAUUAUAAAAAUUUAGAUGAAUUAUAAGUUAAAAUUGUAAAUUCCUUGCUAUUGCAAAUUGCUUUUGUUGAUUUGUUCCUAAUAAAUUGUUUAAAUAUCAUGUUA
Messenger RNA from Macrosteles quadrilineatus (aster leafhopper), 6680 nucleotides. RefSeq names its product putative inositol monophosphatase 3. NCBI's taxonomy places the organism in Eukaryota, Metazoa, Arthropoda, Insecta, Hemiptera, Cicadellidae. Gene Ontology annotation, molecular function: 3'-nucleotidase activity. Gene Ontology annotation, biological process: phosphatidylinositol phosphate biosynthetic process. The transcript is spliced from 5 exons. The coding region runs from base 348 to 1379 and encodes 343 amino acids. The record is from RefSeq and is a predicted model, not a curated record. Gene Ontology annotation, cellular component: endomembrane system.